Molecule: messenger RNA, 447 nt
Organism: Bombina bombina (fire-bellied toad)
Lineage: Eukaryota; Metazoa; Chordata; Amphibia; Anura; Bombinatoridae
Product: gastrula zinc finger protein XlCGF66.1-like
Exons: 4
Coding region: 1-447 (148 amino acids)
Biological process (GO): regulation of DNA-templated transcription
Source: RefSeq, a predicted model, not a curated record
AUGAACUCUGUCCACAAACGGAACAAAACAAACAGCUCCCCGAUGAUCCAGCUGAAGUGUAGAGGUGCACACCAGAAAAAGAGAGUGCCUAUAAAGUGUGAUGAUGUUGCCGUGUAUUUCUCUAUGGAGGAGUGGGAGUAUAUAGAGGGACACAAGGAGCUUUACAAGGACGUCAUGAUGGAGACUCACCAAGCACUAAGGACUAUGGAGGUCCCAGGAAAUGAGAGCUCAGCCGCUCCAGCGCUUCACCAGCCCGUCGCAAGCCUCUUCAUACAAUUAACAGGUCACAGUGAUGAAAAUAUAGACCCAGGAGCAGAUGCAGAACUUGUACAGAAUAUUCUGCCAGUGGAGACCCCAUCAGACGUAUCUGCAGGUAACAGAUCUAUGGCAGAAGCUGCUGUUAAUGUUUUCUUUACCAUUUAUUUGAAAACUCAGAUUCUGAAAUGA